Molecule: messenger RNA, 1723 nt
Organism: Panthera uncia (snow leopard)
Lineage: Eukaryota; Metazoa; Chordata; Mammalia; Carnivora; Felidae
Product: armadillo repeat-containing X-linked protein 3
Exons: 3
Coding region: 381-1520 (379 amino acids)
Cellular component (GO): mitochondrion
Molecular function (GO): protein binding
Source: RefSeq, a predicted model, not a curated record
GGGGUGGAGGAGAAUGACAGUAUGGAAACCUAUCAGAGAGUUUGUUCAUAAUCCUCUCUCAACAGUACUUAGUCCCGAUGUUUUCGAUCUGUCAUCCUGCAGGUCUGCUGUAGCAGGUGGCACCACUUGAAGAGAGGGAAGAAGUUUCCUUGGAUCAGUAGAGAUCCAAAGGGUUGUUGGGCGUGGCACACCUCCAGGGGAGGGAAGAAGGGACAAACUGUCUGUCUGGAGGAGGUCCACCUCCAGUAUCAGCUAUUGUGUCCUUGAAGUGGCUGAAGACGAUCACCUUCCACAGCCUUGCACCCAGGCCCAUAGUGCUCCUCUCCCAGCCUGAGUGAAUACUCUGUUCCUUGGUCCCUGCUAUUGUCAGGGACGAUUGCAUGGGCUACGCCAGGAAAGUAGGCUGGGUGACUGCGGGACUAGUGAUUGGGGCUGGAGCCUGCUAUUGCAUUUAUAGACUGACCCGGGGAAGAAAACAGAACAAGGAGAAAAUGGCUGAGGGUGGGUCUGGGGAUGUGGAUGAUGUUGGGGACUGUCCUGGGGCCAGGUACAAUGACUGGUCUGAUGAUGAUGAUGACAACAGUGAAAACAAGGGUAUAGUGUGGUACCCACCUUGGGCCCGGAUUGGGACUGAGGCUGGAACCAGAGCAAGGGCCAGAGCAAGGGCCAGGGCUACUCGGGCUCGUCGGGCCGUUCAGAAACGGGCUUCCCCCAAUUCAGAUGAUACUAUUUUGUCCCCUCAAGAGCUGCAGAAAGUUCUUUGCUUGGUUGAGAUGUCUGAAAAGCCUUAUAUUCUUGAAGCAGCUUUAAUUGCUCUGGGUAACAACGCUGCUUAUGCAUUUAACAGAGAUAUUAUUCGUGAUCUAGGUGGUCUCCCAAUUGUUGCAAAGAUUCUCAAUACUCGGGAUCCCAUAGUUAAGGAAAAGGCUUUAAUUGUCUUGAAUAACUUGAGUGUGAAUGCUGAAAAUCAGCGCAGGCUUAAGAUAUACAUGAAUCAAGUGUGUGAUGACACAAUCACUUCUCGCUUGAACUCAUCGGUGCAGCUGGCUGGACUAAGAUUGCUCACAAAUAUGACUGUUACUAAUGAAUAUCAGCACAUGCUUGCUAAUUCCAUUUCAGACUUUUUUCGUUUAUUUUCAGCAGGAAAUGAAGAAACCAAAUUUCAGGUUUUGAAACUCCUUUUGAAUUUGGCUGAAAAUCCAGCCAUGACUAGAGAACUGCUCAGGGCCCAAGUACCAUCUUCACUUGGUUCCCUCUUUAGUAAGAAGGAGAACAAAGAGGUUAUUCUUAAACUUCUGGUCAUAUAUGAGAACAUAAAUGACAAUUUUAAAUGGGAAGAAAAUGAACCUGCUCAGAAUCAAUUCAGUGAAGGUUCACUUUUCUUCUUUUUAAAAGAAUUUCAAGUGUGUGCUGAUAAGAUUCUGGGGAUAGAAAGUCACCAUGAUUUUUUGGUGAAAGUAAAAGUUGGAAAAUUCAUGGCCAAACUGGCUGAGCAUAUGUUCCCAAAGAGCCAGGAAUAAAUUCUUAAUUUUGUAGUUUAGAAGUAACACACAUUGUAAACUAUUCCUUUUCUCCACCUUGUUUAUAUGAUAAAGGAAUCCUUUCAGCUGCCAAUUUUGAGUGAUGAAUAUCAUUGUAUAAUCAAUGCUGAUUUUUAUCUGAGUUGAUCUUCAGGUCUAAGCUGGAUGAAUGAAUAUCACUACCUGUUCUGAAAACAUGUUUG